Guillardia theta CCMP2712 is the source of this 378-nucleotide messenger RNA. RefSeq lists its product as hypothetical. NCBI's taxonomy places the organism in Eukaryota, Cryptophyceae, Pyrenomonadales, Geminigeraceae. The transcript has 4 exons. The coding region runs from base 1 to 378 and encodes 125 amino acids. The record is from RefSeq and is a predicted model, not a curated record.
AUGCUGCCCGCUCAAGACGCAUUCUCUACAGACGAGCUGCUGGCUGGGACAGGAAACACGCAGGAGGAGGAAGAAGAGGAGGACGAGGACGAGGACGAGGACGAGGACGAGGACGAGGACGAGGACGAGGACGAGGACGAGGACGAGGACGAGGACGAGCGGCAGCAGCAGCAGCAGCAGCUCUCACCUAGAUAUGCUGAGGAACAACACCUGCCAUGGAGAAGGUGUCUGGAAGAAGAGGAAGAGGGCGAGUGCGAACAGGAGGACAACCAGGAAGAGGAAGAGCAACAGAAGGACGAGGGCGAGGAGCAGGAAGAGAGGGAGGAAGCUCAUGACUACAAUGCUGGCAAAGAGCAGCUCGACAAGUCUCGCACCUGA